ACUCGGGAACUAACAUCAAGACACUCACACUUGAACUGGAUGAUUUUAAAAAUUCCUGGCGUCGUCGGCUGAAUAGUCUGCUUCAGAUUGCCAUGAGACCAGGGAUUGAAGAAAUAUCCCUUAGCUUCGGCUUCUUUGCGAAGGCAGCAUACACGUUUCCAUGCUGGCUUUUAUCUGAUAGGAUCAGGAAUUCAAUUCGGUGUCUUAAACUACACCAUUGUGUUUUCCGCCCCACAGUCAAACUUGGUCCUUUCAGAAGCCUGGCAAUGCUGCGUUUCUUUAAAGUGCGUAUUACAGGGUACAAGUUAGGGUGCCUUCUUACAAACAGUCCUGCUCUCGAGUGGUUGGAACUUAAUUCUUGUGACGAGUUAGAUAGCCUGAAGAUACCCUGCCAGCUUCAGCGGCUUAGCUACCUGAGUGUUUACUUUUGCCUGAGGCUGUACAUGAUAGAGAUCAAAGCUCCAAAACUUCGUGUUUUUGACUUGGAUGCAGAAAAGGUAAUAAAGCUCUCAUUUGGAGUAUCAGUGGAGCUGAAGCAGUUAUACAUAAGCAGUCCAGACCUUGUGAGUUGUGCCCAUUUGGAGUUCCUCUCCAAUGUGCCAGAUCUCGAAGGUCUCAAGCUAAAAUCGUGUUGCCAGGUGAUCAGUUCAGUGAUGCUACCCAUCAAGUUACUCCACCUCAAAGAAAUUAACCUUUCAUUGACCGAAGAGGGUGUCUCAGAAGACUAUGAUUAUUUUUCUCUGGCUUGUUUGCUUGAUUGCUGUCCUUCCUUGAGGAAAAUUUUCUUAAAUGUAUCUCAUACAUGCGUGGGACAUCAGACGUUCAUGGAAGAUCCCUCACACCCGAGACAGAUGCCAGGGCAGCAGCAUGGCAAUCUUAAAAGCGUGACAAUCUUUGGUUUCUGUUAUGCAAAGAGCUUAGUCGAGCUAACAUGCUAUAUCAUCGAGAACGCUGCUACGUCGUUGGAGAGCCUAACAUUGGACAUUCAUGGUACACGUGUUGUCUCGGUAUCUGGUGCCAUACUCAGGCCCAUGUACGAUGGUAAGUUGGUGGAGGCUCCUCGAACGCUCCUGGCCAUCAGAACAUACAUCCAGCGGAGAAUCCCCUCGACUGUGAAGCUGAAUGUCUUGGAGCCCUGCGGCACGUGCAGUAACUAGGUACUGUUGGACAUUAGGCGCCAACCUAUCGUCCUGGAGUAACUAGGUACUUUAAAUGCUCUAUGUUGUCGUUCAAAUUACCGGAAUUUGUCGGAUGUUUGAAGUUGUGUACUGGUACCAUUAAAAAUAAGUGUGGUUUUGAUUAUUAACUGAA
Molecule: messenger RNA, 1311 nt
Organism: Lolium rigidum
Lineage: Eukaryota; Viridiplantae; Streptophyta; Magnoliopsida; Poales; Poaceae
Exons: 3
Coding region: 93-1157 (354 amino acids)
Source: RefSeq, a predicted model, not a curated record